This is a messenger RNA of Opisthocomus hoazin, 1416 nucleotides long. Lineage: Eukaryota; Metazoa; Chordata; Aves; Opisthocomiformes; Opisthocomidae. The record is from RefSeq and is a predicted model, not a curated record.
AUGAAAAAGAAGAUGAGCCUAAUGCAGUUAAUAAGGAGCGGUUUGGGUAGUCCUUCUUCUUGCCGGCUGUCCCGGACUGAGUCGGAGCUCAGGUGCCGCGUCCCGGGGGGGAAGCUGUGCAGCAACCGAGGCAGAUGCGAGUGUGGGGUCUGCAUCUGCCAAGUGACGGAGUCCGGCAAGUACUACGGCCCGCUCUGCGAGUGCCACGACUGGGUGUGCGAGAUCUAUGAUGGGAAGAUCUGCGCAGGCCAUGGGAAGUGUGACUGUGGGAAGUGCAAAUGUGAUGAAGGAUGGUAUGGUGAAGCUUGUCAGUAUCCAACUACUUGCAAUCUUACACGGAAGAAAAGCAAUGAAAUGUGUAAGAAUUCUCAAGAUAUCAUCUGUUCUGGUGCAGGCACAUGCCAGUGUGGCAGGUGUAAAUGUGCAAACCCAGAAGGAAAUGGACUGGUCUAUGGUAAAUUUUGUGAAUGUGAUGACAGAGAAUGCAUAGAUGAUGAGACAGACGAGAUUUGUACAGGCCAUGGAAAGUGUUACUGUGGAAACUGUUACUGUGAGGCUGGUUGGCAUGGAGAUAAAUGUGAAUUCCAGUGUGACAUUACCCCCUGGGAGAUCAAGAAAAGAUGCACAUCUCCAGAUGGCAAAAUCUGCAGCAACAGAGGCACAUGUGUGUGUGGGGAAUGCACAUGCCAUGAUGUGGACCCAACUGGUGACUGGGGAGAUAUUCAUGGAGAUACUUGUGAGUGCGAUGAAAGAAACUGCAAAGCAGUGUACGAUAGAUAUUCUGAUGACUUCUGUUCAGGUCAUGGACAGUGUAAUUGCGGAAGGUGUGACUGUAAAGAAGGAUGGACUGGGAAGAAGUGUGAACAUCCACGUUCUUGUCCCUUGUCAGUAGAGGAAAGUGCUAAGAAAUGCCGAGGAAAUUCUAAUUUACCUUGCUCUGGAAGAGGGAGGUGUGAAUGUGGCCAAUGCACUUGUUUCCCUCCAGGAGACAACAGGGUUCAUGGCAAAAACUGUGAAUGUGAUGAUCGACAGUGUGAAAAUGUGGACGGCGAUAUCUGUGGGGGCCAUGGUAUCUGCUCAUGCGGCCGAUGCAUUUGCCAGGACGGGUGGUUUGGAAAAAUGUGCCAGCAUUCAAGGAAGUGCAACAUGACAGAGGAGGAGAGCAGAAGUCUCUGUGAGUCAGCGGAUGGCAUAUUAUGCUCUGGGAAGGGUUCCUGCCACUGUGGAAAGUGCAUCUGUUCACUGCAGGAAUGGUACAUUUCGGGCGAUUUCUGUGAAUGUGAUGACAGAGACUGUGACAAACACGACGGUCUCAUUUGCACAGGCAAUGGUGUUUGUAGCUGUGGAAACUGUGAGUGCUGGGAAGGAUGGAAUGGAAAUGCUUGUGAAAUCUGGCUGGGCAGAGAAUACCCUUAA